AUGGGGCCCCCUCUGCUCUUUCUGCUGGAGUCCGAAGCCUUUGGGGAGCCAACCCGGAGCCCAGCUAACCGCAAUCUGCGAGGGGCGAGCAAGACAGCACCAGCCGGCCGCUGUGGAGAGCUGGCCUGUGUGAUGCAGUCAGUGGCUGGUGGCAGAUGCCGGACUGCUGUGGGCCUGCGUCGGCGCGAGGUGGAGGUGCUGGAGGCGGUGCCUGCGCUGGUGGCAGUCCCCUGUGGCAGUACUUCUUUUAAACCCGCUGCAAGGCUGCCACGCUGA
Molecule: messenger RNA, 276 nt
Organism: Rangifer tarandus platyrhynchus (Svalbard reindeer)
Lineage: Eukaryota; Metazoa; Chordata; Mammalia; Artiodactyla; Cervidae
Source: the annotation of a GenBank genome assembly